CUCGCUCGCUCGCUCGCUCGCCUGCUCGCUGCGCUCCCUUUGUGGCCCGAGUCGCGCGCACCGGCGGCGGCGGGGACAGCGAGGCGCGUGCUGUGCGCGGCGGCCGCUCGGGACGGGACCGGGCAGCUGGCGCCGCGGCGGCCUCGGAGCAGGGCGCAUCAUGCAGCGUACCGGAGAGAAAACUGAGAAUGAAAUUGCUUUGGCAAGCUAAAAUGAGCUCGAUUCAGGACUGGGGUGAAGAGGUAGAGGAAGGCGCUGUUUACCAUGUCACCCUCAAAAGAGUCCAGAUUCAACAGGCUGCCAAUAAAGGAGCAAGAUGGCUAGGGGUUGAAGGGGACCAGCUGCCUCCAGGACACACAGUCAGUCAGUAUGAGACUUGUAAGAUCAGGACCAUUAAAGCUGGCACCUUGGAGAAGCUUGUGGAGAACCUGCUGACAGCUUUUGGGGACAAUGACUUUACCUAUAUCAGCAUCUUCCUGUCAACGUACAGAGGCUUUGCCUCCACGAAAGAAGUGUUGGAACUGCUACUGGACAGGUAUGGAAACCUGACAAGCCCAAGCUGUGAAGAAGAUGGGAGCCAAAGUUCAUCUGAGUCCAGGACGGUGCUCAGGAAUGCAAUYGCUUCCAUCCUGAGGGCCUGGCUUGACCAAUGUGCUGAAGAUUUCCGAGAGCCCCCCCUCUUCCCUUGCUUAAAGAAACUGCUGGAUUAUCUCAAACGGAUGAUGCCAGGCUCUGACCCGGAGAGAAGAGCACAAAAUCUUCUUGAGCAGUUUCAGAAGCAAGAUGUGGAAACUGACAAUGGGCUUCCCAACAUCAUCUCCUUCAGCUUGGAAGAGGAAGAGGAACUGGAGGGAGGAGGGUCAGCAGAAUUCACGAGCUUCUCAGAAGAUCUCGUGGCGGAGCAGCUGACCUACAUGGAUGCACAACUAUUCAAGAGAGUAGUGCCUCACCACUGCCUGGGCUGCAUUUGGUCUCAAAGGGAUAAGAAGGAAAACAAACAUUUGGCUCCUACGAUCCGUGCUACCAUCUCUCAGUUUAAUACCCUCACCAAAUGUGUUGUCAGCACCAUCCUUGGGGGCAAAGAACUCAAAACCCAGCAGAGAGCCAAAAUCAUCGAGAAGUGGAUUAACAUUGCUCAUGAAUGUAGAAUCCUGAAGAAUUUUUCCUCCUUGAGGGCCAUCGUUUCAGCAUUGCAGUCUAAUUCCAUCUACCGGUUGAAGAAGACUUGGGCUGCUGUCCCAAAGGACCGAAUGCUGAUGUUUGAAGAACUUUCAGAUAUCUUCUCAGACCAUAAUAACCAUUUGACCAGCCGGGAACUACUGAUGAAGGAAGGAACCUCCAAGUUUGCAAAUCUGGACAGCAGUGUGAAAGAAAACCAGAAGCGAACUCAGAGGCGGCUCCAGCUCCAGAAGGAUAUGGGUGUGAUGCAGGGCACUGUACCCUACUUGGGCACCUUCCUGACUGACCUGACCAUGCUGGACACUGCUCUCCAGGAUCACAUCGAGGGUGGACUGAUAAACUUUGAAAAAAGGAGAAGGGAAUUUGAAGUGAUUGCCCAAAUAAAGCUCCUACAGUCAGCUUGCAACAGCUAUUGCAUGACCCCAGACCAGAAGUUCAUCCAGUGGUUCCAGAGGCAGCAGCUCUUAACAGAGGAGGAGAGCUACGCCCUCUCCUGUGAGAUUGAAGCAGCUGCUGAGGCCAGCACCACGUCUCCCAAGCCUCGGAAGAGCAUGGUGAAGAGGCUCAGCCUACUGUUUCUGGGGUCGGACAUCAUCACCAGUAGCACUCCCACCAAAGAGCAGCCCAAGUCCACAGCCAGUGGGAGCUCUGGGGAAAGCAUGGACUCCGUGAGCGUGUCAUCCUGCGAGUCGAACCACUCCGAGGCCGAGGAGGGCUCUAUUACUCCCAUGGACACACCCGACGAGCCUCAGAAGAAGCUCUCUGAGUCCUCCUCCUCUUGUUCCUCCAUCCAUUCCAUGGAUACAAAUUCCUCAGGGAUGUCAUCCUUAAUCAACCCCCUCUCCUCCCCUCCAUCCUGCAACAACAACCCUAAAAUCCACAAGCGCUCCGUCUCCGUGACAUCCAUUACCUCCACAGUGCUGCCUCCUGUUUACAACCAACAGAACGAAGACACCUGCAUAAUCCGCAUCAGUAUAGAAGACAACAAUGGCAACAUGUACAAGAGCAUCAUGUUGACAAGCCAAGAUAAAACCCCCGCUGUGAUCCAGAGAGCAAUGCUGAAGCACAACCUGGACUCAGACCCAGCCGAGGAGUAUGAGCUGGUGCAGGUCAUCUCAGAGGACAAAGAACUUGUGAUCCCAGACUCAGCAAAUGUCUUCUAUGCCAUGAACAGCCAAGUGAACUUUGACUUCAUUUUACGCAAAAAGAACCCCAUAGAAGAACAGGUGAAACUGCGCAGCCGGACGAGCUUGACAUUGCCUAGGACAGCUAAACGGGGCUGCUGGAGCAACAGACACAGCAAGAUCACUCUCUGAAAGGGGCACACGUGGCCCUUCGCUUGCCACAGGCCGAGCAGGGCUGAGGAAGGCUGUGGUGAUUGCAAUGACCAUCCAGUGUUAGAGGAUCAUUGGUGACAUCAGCAGAUAUUUAUUGAGUACUUAAGGUGUGCAGAGCACUAUGUGGGGAGAUUGGACAUGACUUGACAAGAAAAGGAUGAACUAGUCACUGAUUUUCUUCGACCUAUUUGAAGCUGAAAUACAAAAUUAUCCACAUGUGUAAAUAUAUAUAUACACAUAUAUUGAGUGUGUAUGUGUGUAUAUAUAUGUAGAUAUAUAAGAGGGACUUUAUGGGAUAUUCUGGACUAUGGAAAACAAAUUUGCACAAUGACCUAAGAAAUUGAGGUCACUUUUUACAGGGAAAUAGAAGAAACCGAGAACCGAAACUCCUACCUUCUGAGUUACCAGGGUCAACCCUAGGAAUGCAGAUUGUCCUUUGUGCCAGUAUUACCUGAAGUCUGGGCUUAAUUUUGGUAAAGGGAGAGGAUUUCUUUCUCAAUCAAGUGCCACCAGAUAAAACAGUUGCAGGGGGCCGGAACUGCCACAGGCUGAAUGAAAUGCCACUUUGGGAAGGGUUUGGAUGAGUCAGUGGCCUCCUACCUCUGCCUGCAUCUGCCACUCUCUGCUCCCCAGGAGGGCAAGGAGGGACUCCAGAGGCCCCUGUGCCCCACUGGUCGCCAUCACAACACCUCUAGAGUCAACAUGAGCCCGGUUCGAUUUCUGGAAACCCUGUUGUGUUUGUUUUCUCUCCUAAAGAACAUAUCAUACUCAUUGUUGCACAGAUAGCCAUGUUCUUCAGUAACUUAUCAGCCAGGAAAGAAAGCGCAAAAGAAUGAUGACCUGUUUGGAUGGACCCUUACCUGUCUUGGAAUGCCACUACUUCCUUGCCUUUUCUGAUCACCGUUUGCAUGUAAAAUUGUCUGGAGUCCUUUGCCAUCUGGAUCCUAGUACCUCUAUUAUGUGCAAUUUGUUCCUCAGGUGUAGACAUUUCUACUGCGAUUGACUUCAUUUAAUCAUUUUGAACCUGUGAAAGAUUCCUGAACAGCAAUUAUCCUGUUAAUAGCCCCUUGAAGAUGAUCCCUGCUGAUAACAGCAUCUAUUUUGCUUAUUAACUUUUAUAGCAUUCCUGUGCCUAGUCAUGGGGAAAGAAAUGGGACUGCAUAUAUUAUCUCAGUCCUUUCUCAAAGAGGUACAUUUGUCCAGAUGGAAUUGAUAAUGUUGUUUUUUCAGGCCCCAUACUGGCUACAACAGUGUCACAUUAAAGUGACAUUUUUGUCUCUAGUAACACCAUCAUGGUCUCCCUUCCAAAUCUGAGCUAUGCUGGGGUUUGAACUAAAAAGCCAUAUGUGGGAAGUUGAUAUGUGUAAGAAGCACUUUCAGAUUAUCUUUUUUUAAGAAAAGAAUUUCCCAAAAUACCAGUUUUUAUUCCAAAAAUAAAAAGAAUGAACCCAGAAUAUGAAGUACAGAUUGUAACAUGGAUCUUUUUAAAAAAUUUCUAAUCCUGUUACAGCUCCCAAAGGUUGUGUGGGAUUGAUGUUAUGUAAAUAGACAUGAAUUCUACAAGAAACACCCAAACAAGUUCAGAGAUUUGUGGUAACGGACCAAAGAAUGAGCCAGAAAGUCCUCAGAUUUCCUUGGUCUUUCUAGGAGAUUGGACUGUGCAUUGUAAAGAUCGACUGGGUUUCAACUAGUCGAGAAAGCACUUUCUUCUGUUUGUGAGCCUCCAAUUUAUGCUUUUGUGAGGGGAGGAGAGAGGGUCAGGGUCACAGCCAUCAUGGAGACUGAAGUAAAGGUAGCCCCAGCCUGGUGCAAAGGUCAAAAAGAAAAUGUAGAACCAUUGGCCUGGUCUAGGGUGUGGCUACCAAGACAUACAUGUUGUGUCCAUGUGCUCGCCCUGUGUUUAUACUGUACAUGUAGAGCCUAGAUUUAUAUACUGCAAUGUAAAAAAAAAAAGUAUAUAUAUAUAUAUAUUUACCUUUUUUAAAAGAUAAUGGAAAUUCCAAAGUAGAUAAAACAUGGCCUCAUUUAUUUAAUGCUACUUUAACUGUCUUAGUUUGCUUCCUGGUGGACAGCCGGGCAAUGCUCUCAGCUGCUCGCAUGCUUGUCUCUCUGCAUUUCCAUCAUCUGUUUACCUUUUGGUUAAACUAAUAAACUGGUUUGGGACUUGGUUGGCAUAUGCUGCCAGACCCGAAGGGAUUGUAUCUGGAGUGUUAA
Messenger RNA from Urocitellus parryii (Arctic ground squirrel), 4730 nucleotides. It is a transcript of the gene Rgl1, whose product is annotated as ral guanine nucleotide dissociation stimulator like 1. NCBI's taxonomy places the organism in Eukaryota, Metazoa, Chordata, Mammalia, Rodentia, Sciuridae. The record is from RefSeq and is a predicted model, not a curated record. Gene Ontology annotation, biological process: Ras protein signal transduction. Gene Ontology annotation, molecular function: guanyl-nucleotide exchange factor activity. Gene Ontology annotation, cellular component: plasma membrane.